Molecule: messenger RNA, 4344 nt
Organism: Microtus oregoni (creeping vole)
Lineage: Eukaryota; Metazoa; Chordata; Mammalia; Rodentia; Cricetidae
Gene: Trim47
Product: tripartite motif containing 47
Exons: 6
Coding region: 53-1975 (640 amino acids)
Molecular function (GO): zinc ion binding
Source: RefSeq, a predicted model, not a curated record
GGUCCCUCCCAGGCGGGAACAGCACAGGCGGUGCCCGGGCAGCUGCGGAGCCAUGGACGGCAGCGGGCCUUUCAGCUGCCCCAUCUGCCUGGAACCACUCCGGGAGCCGGUGACACUGCCCUGCGGCCACAACUUCUGCCUCGCCUGCCUGGUUGCGCUCUGGCCACACCGGAGUGCGGGCAGUACUAGUGGUUCCGGAGGUCCGGCCCGCUGCCCUCUGUGCCAGGAGCCUUUCCCCGACGGCCUGCAGCUCCGCAAGAACCACACGUUGUCUGAGCUGCUGCAGCUCCGCCAGGGCUCGGGUCCAGGACCCAUGUCCACCCCGGCUUCAGGCCCCGCCCGGGGCGCGACGCCCGAGCCCUCCGCGCCCAGCGCACCCCCUACGGCUCCGGAGCCAUCGGCUCCCUGUGCACCCGAGCCCUGGUCGGCCGAAGAGCCGGUGCGCUGCGACGCGUGCCCCGAGGGCGCUGCCCUGCCCGCCGAGUUCUCCUGCCUCUCCUGCCUCGCCUCCUUUUGCUCUGCGCAUCUGGCCCCGCACGAACGCAGCCCCGCGCUGCGCGGUCACCGCCUGGUGCCGCCGCUGCGCCGGCUGGAGGAGAGCCUGUGCCCUCGCCACCUGCGCCCGCUGGAGCACUACUGCCGCGUGGAGAGAGUGUGCCUGUGCGAGGCCUGUGCCGCUCAGGAGCAUCGCGGCCACGAGCUGGUGCCGCUGGAGCAGGAGCGCGCGCUUCAGGAGGCUGAGCAGUCCAAAGUCCUGAGUGCUGUGGAUGACCGCAUGGAUGAACUGGGCGCCAGCAUUGCUCAGACCCGCCGAACCGUGGCCCUCAUCAAGAGUGCUGCCUUGGCAGAGCGGGAGAGGGUGAGCCAGAUGUUUGCCGAGGCCACAGCCACCCUACAGAGUUUCCAGACCGAGGUGCUGGGGUUCAUCGAGGAGGGAGAGGCCACGAUGUUGGGCCGCUCCCAGGGUGACCUGCGGAGACAGGAGGAACAGCGCAGCCGCCUGAGCCGGGCGCGUCACAACCUCAGUCAGGUUCCAGAAGCUGACUCAGUCAGCUUUCUUCAGGAACUCCUGGCGCUACGGCUGGCCCUGGAGGAGGGGUGCGGCCCUGGCCCUGGGCCCCCCAGGGAACUCAACUUCACCAAGUCCUCCCAAGUGGUCAGAACAUUGAGAGACAUCCUGGUCUCAGCCUGUGCCAGCCAGUGGGAGCAGCUGCGGGGGCUGGGCAGCGAUGAGGACGAGCUGCAGAAACAUGGCUCAGAAGAUGUGGAAUCCCAGGACCCUGACAGCACCAGCCUGGUGGAGAGUGAGGCUCCCAGGGACUAUUUCCUCAAGUUCGCCUACAUCGUGAACCUGGACAGCGACACGGCAGACAAGUUCCUGCAGCUGUUCGGAACGAAGGGUGUCAAGAGGGUAUUAUGUCCCAUCAACUACCCGGAGUCGCCCACCCGCUUCACACACUGUGAGCAGGUGCUAGGAGAGGGGGCCCUGGACCGGGGCACCUACUACUGGGAGGUAGAGAUCAUCGAAGGAUGGGUCAGUGUGGGCGUCAUGGCUGAGGGUUUCUCUCCGCAAGAGCCCUAUGACCGGGGCCGCCUUGGCCGAAAUGCACUCUCCUGCUGUCUGCAGUGGAAUGGGCGUGGCUUCUCGGUCUGGUUCUGCGGGCUGGAGGCCCCACUACCUCACGCUUUUUCACCUACGGUUGGGGUCUGCCUGGAGUACGCGGACCAUGCCCUGGCCUUCUACGCCGUUCAGGACGGAAAACUGGGCCUUCUUCGGAGGCUUAAAGCCUCUAAGCCACGCCGCAGUGGUGCCCUGGCCUCCCCCACUGACCCUUUCCAGAGUCGCCUGGACAGCCACUUUUCAGGGCUCUUCAACCACAGGCUCAAGCCCGCCUUCUUCCUGGAGAGUGUGGACGCCCACCUGCAGAUUGGGCCCCUCAAGAAAUCAUGCAUAUCCGUACUGAAGAGGAGGUGAGGUGGGCCUGUCUCAUCCUGCAGUGAAGAAGGCGGCGCCAGCCUCAGAGAUCCCCACUUCCAGAGGUCUCUGCUUUGUAGAACUAGACCUUCCACUUUUCAAGGCAGGGGUCCCUGGCCCCUUGCAGGACUUGUUUGGGGAGGAGAACUUCAGCUGGGACAACUCCAGACUGCCCCAGCCCUUCUUUUCCAGGUCUCGAGAACUACCUGGCACACAGUAGGUGCUCAAUAAAUGUGUGUGGCAUGCACGACUCCCCUUUUCAUGCCUCAGCCACCAGAGGUUCCUAUGACUGACUUCUCAGCCUUCAAGAUGUGGGACUAGGGGCAGGCAAGGUGGCUCUGCCUGUAAGAGGCUUGCCACCAAGCCUUCUGACCUGAAUUCUGGAACACACAUGGUAGAAGACAAAACUGACACGUCCGAAUUGUCCCCUGACCUCUCACUGCCGCAUGUCCUGGUGCAUGGAGCACAAACACGGGCAGAAGCACAUGCAUGCACAGUAAAUAAAUAAAAACAAAUGUGUAAGCCGAAAUAGCAGGUGAUGUGCUCACCACAUAAGCGUUGAGGGGUCCUGAGUUCAAGCCCCAGAAAAGAAUCACACUUGGCAUGGCCACACUGGAGAGGUCGAGACGGGUAGGUUCCUGGCGCUUUGCUGGCCGCUAGCCUAGCCUAAGAGGUGAGCUUCAGGUAAGAAAGCAAGGAGGACAUCAGCAGAGACACGACAUCUGGAACCUUCCGUGCAAACAGGCACACACACCAAAGCAACAACCGAACAGAAUGAGCAGGUGAGAGAGGGUAGACUCCCCUUGGCCCAGGAGGAGGGGGCUGAUACAGGCUGUCCUUCAGCUGUACCCUGGCUCUUGACAGGGACAGUCAGAGGUGGCUUUUCCCAGAGUCCAGCUCCACAGUCAGCCCUGUUGCUCACAUCAGCUUUGGAUGGGGGAGGGUACCCUCUGUAGUAUUUUUAUCCUUGAUGCCACUAGCCAACUCCGGGCCUACUUUGUGUGUGUUGUAUCCAGAAUUAAACGCAGAGGUCACACACCCAAAGCCAAGAGCUGAGCCGGAUGCCUGGGUGUGGGCAAGAGAAAUGGAAAGACAGACUACCUGGGCUUUUUACGCGCGCGCACACACACACCACAUACAUAUACACACACACACAUACACCCCAUAUACACAUACAUACACACACUUAUAUAUACAGACACACACACAAACACACCUGGAAGGAUCUUCAUUCUCAUACACAGGCACAUGUGCACGCACGCACACACCUUGGCCCCUGCAGGGACUUGUCUGAGACCACCCAGGGUAUGACUGGAAUCGGGGGACAUCUACAAUAAGGGAGUCUAUGUCCUCUGGAGCCCUGCCUCUCCGCACCAUUAUAGCCCUGCUCCAGUGCUCUGGGGACAUCCUCCGGCCCUUGUGUCUCUCUGGCUGGUGGCCAGAGAGGCCCAGCGCCCUCCACCAGCCCAGAAACUCUGCCCUGUGUUGGAUAACCUGGGGCUAUAGAGAGCAUCUGUGCUUCCAGGCCAGCUCCCUCUCCAGGUUCUUUGUAACCCUGGUGCACCCCAGAGACCAAGGGGCAGACAGAGAGGCCUCCCAGCAGCUAUACAAGGUCAGACAGGACAAUGGGUGCUUUCUGCAGCCAGACAGCAAGGCCCUACAAGUCCAGCCCCAGCAGCCUAAACUGCUAAAAAUAACCCCUCCCACAGAAGCUGCCUGGCCCCAGCAACCAGGAUGUUUUUUUUCCGGGUGGGGCCUCCCUGCUCCUGCUGCUUUGUGUUCCUAGGCCUGUUCCCAUGGCAACCACAGGUCCCACAGAGCCCAGUACAUCUAACUGCGGGGGACUGUCAGAAGUCUUCUCUUUUUACCUGCGAACAGCCUCCAUCUUCCUCAGAGCCCUGGCAUCCCAGGGCACCUGCGCUGUCUUCUCUCCUCCCCCAGCGGGGCAUGUUGCACACCACAUAUUCCUGCUGCGGCAGCCCUCUGCUCGCCUGAGGGAGCGCAGAAAGCCCUGGCGUGCCUGGAAUGUAAGUACGGCAGGCAAGGGCCUCACAGGCUGAAACUUCCCUGCUGGGAUCAGGCUCCACCAUCAUGGCUGUGGUUUCAGCCACUCAUAAGUAUCUUGCUUGUAGAAUGACUUUCAGUUUCCAGAGACUGUCACGGAAGCUUAAGUGACGGGAUGGCUCAGUUGGUAAACGCUGUCAAACCCGAUGACCUGAGUCUGAUGUCCAGAACCCGCAUGGUAGAAGAGGGACCAACUCCUGCAAACCUGCAAGCUGCUCUCUCUGAUUCCCACACCUGGACUGUGGUUGGCAUGCGUGCAGCCAUGCUCAUGUGUACACACGCAAAUUAAAUAAAUUAAUAUAAAA